GCAUUAAAAGCUGCCCAUGCUGGAAUAUCAUUGUCUGAAACAGAGGCAUCAGUGGCUGCACCAUUUACAUCUCGAGUUAAUAAUAUAGAAUGUGUUCCAAUCUGUAUCAGAGAAGGACGUGCUGCUUUAGUCACAUCAUUUGGAUGUUUUAAAUACAUGGCUUUAUAUAGUUUUAUACAGUUUGUUUCUGUCUUACUUUUAUAUUCUUAUGGUGCCAACUUUUCUGAUUUUGAAUUCCUGUACAUAGAUUUGGUUAUUACAACCUCUAUUGCAAUAUUAAUGGGUUAUACAGCAAGUUAUGGUCAACUAGUAAAACAGAAACCAGCAGGAAGUUUAAUGAAAUUAUCUAAUUUAUUUUCUAUUAUAAUACAAGUAUUAUUAGUUGUUGCCUUUCAACUCGGCGCUUUCUAUUAUUCUAAAGAACAACCUUGGUUUGUACCAGCUCCUAAAGAUGGUUCCAGUGAACAUGUUUUAAGUUGGGAAAGUACUAUAAUAUUUAUUGUGUCAUCCUAUAUGUAUAUAGCAGUAGCUUUCUCUUUUUCAAAGGGUCCACCAUUUAGAAAACCAAUAUAUACAAAUAGUAAGUACUCAUAA
This is a messenger RNA of Lottia gigantea (owl limpet), 594 nucleotides long. RefSeq lists its product as hypothetical. The annotation marks the transcript as partial. Gene Ontology annotation, biological process: intracellular calcium ion homeostasis; polyamine transmembrane transport. Gene Ontology annotation, cellular component: late endosome membrane. Gene Ontology annotation, molecular function: polyamine transmembrane transporter activity; P-type transmembrane transporter activity. Lineage: Eukaryota; Metazoa; Mollusca; Gastropoda; Lottiidae. The record is from RefSeq and is a predicted model, not a curated record. The transcript has 5 exons.